UAGUAACAACUAUUUCUGCCAAUUUAUUUCGGAAUUACGAGUUUACGAGGAGCUCUUGAAGUGCUCCAAUGUCUGCGCGCAGAUCCAUCUCACCGGUCGCGUAAUAAGUGUGUGUACACCGUGUACAGCUCCUCUGCCAUGACGGACGGGUCGGACUGGUAGCCGGGCCUCUGAUCUCCGCCGGACAGUCGCGAUGGACUUCGUGCUGAGCGGAGCGGCGGCGUGCGGAGCCUGUCUGUUCACCAACCCGCUGGAAGUCGUCAAAACGCGCAUGCAGCUCCAGGGAGAGCUCAAGAGCCGCGGCUCGUACCAAGUCUACUACCGCAACGUCUUCCACGCGUUUUACACGAUCGGCAAAGUGGACGGACUGGCCGGUUUGCAGAAAGGACUGAUGCCCGGGCUUGUUUAUCAGUUUUUUAUGAAUGGAAUCAGGCUGGGCUCGUACGCCGUCAUUGAGUCCUCCGGAUACAUCCACACUAACGGGAGGGUCAGCGCGGCCAAAACCACGUUAGCGGGGGCUGUGGCUGGAGUGGUCGGAGCCGUGAUUGGAAGUCCCGUAUACCUGGUUAAGACUCAUCUGCAGAGUCAGUCUACCUCCUCUAUUGCAGUUGGACAUCAGCACAAGCACCAGGGGAUGAUCCUGGCUCUGUCAGCCAUCUACAAGCAGCAUGGCAUUCUGGGACUGUGGAGGGGCUCUAGUGCUGCUGUGCCAAGGGUCAGCGUGGGGUCAGCUGCACAACUCUCCACCUUCUCCUCCUCCAAGGAGCUGGUGGUUGACCUGCAGGUGUUCCCAAAGGACAGCUGGUUGGUGCCCCUAAGUGCCGGCAUGAUCAGCAGUGUGGUGGUGGUGAUGGCGAUGACACCUUUUGAUGUAGUGAGCACACGGCUCUACAACCAGCCCGUGGAUCACUUGGGCAAGGGGCAGCUUUAUAAAGGAUUCGCUGACUGCUUUUCUAAGACGCUGAGGAAAGAAGGCUUGAUGGGACUCUACAAAGGCUUGGGAGCCUCUUAUUUCCGGCUUGGCCCACACACCAUUCUGUCUUUGUUCUUCUGGGAUGAACUGCGCAAACUGUACCAGCAGUUCAGAUAACACCCGGAAAAAUGGUGGUGGCGGUGCUGCUCCUGUAGCAGAGGACCUGGACCAGGAGGACACAGCUGAGACCGGCUGAGAGUGUCUGGGACAAAGUGGUGAACAAGCUUACGGUCUCCUACAAGACAAAGGUCGACUUAGUUAGUAAAGACAACGAUGACAGAUUGAAGUGGUGUAAAAUGUGUGGUCGUGCAGCUCUGUUGUGAGUUAAUCCUGAUUGCAUACCUGUAGAGACGCAAAGAGAACACCCAGAGAUCCAGCCCACGACACUAACACAGACAGAGUCGACAGCUGGCCCGUGUGGCCGUUACAGUGGUUGGUUCUAGCUUGGAGAACCUGGAAACAACAAAUCCGGCAAACAAAUUCACUCUCCUGAUAGAUUUGCACUGUGCACGAUCACUUCACAGUUCACAGAUCAGGACAGCUCAGAAAUUGCACUGACAGGAUAAGCCAUUGAGUUGCUACCUUGCUUGCAAUUAAAGCUGCCAAACUGGAGGCCUGCAUCACUGAGACAACUGCUGCAGCCGCGUAGGAGCCCAGAAGGAACAUUGCACCCCCGUAAGCCAAGAGGAGCAGCAUCCCUGCCAAACAAGUGUAAAACAGGAAAUGAAUGAGGAACUUCAUGCACAACAAAAAAAAUGCAGCGCAUAAGGAACACAGAACGUUUUACCAAGAAUGUUCACUUACGGAAUCAAUAGUGAUUGGACAAAACUUAAACAUUCACUUUUUAAACUAUCAUCUCAACCUAUGAAAAUUAGUAAAAAGAGUAAUUGUUUUUCUACCAAAAAGUGUCUGUGGGAAGUGUAUGAGUGGAGAGGUAACACCACAAGGUGGCGCUCUAGUAGAACACGGAGCAAAAAUGAAACAAGAAGAUUGUGAGUGAGUUUGGUGAAAACAUGGGCAACCUGAAACGAUGUCGUCACUUGUAAGUGGUGCAUUUUAACUGUUUUCAAGGAUUUACACCGAGAGCCACAGACAGGAAGAGGGUAGAGACUCGGGUUUUGGUCUUUCUAUGGGAUUUGUUGACAAUAAGAAAAAUAUAGAAUAAUGCCAGAGUUAUCCUAAAAGUGUAUACAUUAUUUGGUAUGUGAAUUUGAAAAAAAUGUGAAUGUGCAGGUAUGUGUGCUAACCUGUGAGGGUAUCACCCCGAUAAUGCAGGAUGAGGAAGACUAUUGCUGCUGUCUGGGCCAAGGUGAAGAGCCUUUCAGCCCAGGCGCUGUAGAGCAGUUUAUGUAAAACACAUGGAAAGCACACAUCUAUGAUAACAGGUACAUGCUGCCAGACGCAAAACGGAAAAAUACUCAGAGAACCACAAUUCCUUGGAGACUAUGUUAACCAACAGUUUUUAAAUGGAUGUCGCCAGUGCACAUUCAUAAAUCACGAGCAAACUGAGAAAACCACUGGUAAAAUGUGGCUUCAAGCCUGAACGCGUUAAUGACAUUGGUUUAGUUUCCAGCAUCACUCAAACAGAUGAACUCCUGCGAUUUGAGGACACCGGAGUUCAGCAUGGUGCAACAUGACUAUGAAAUAAAACAUGUGACUCCGAUCUGCCAGUGAAUUGUUGACCACAGGUUGAGAAUAAUUGAAUGUCCUUAAAUACAUACAAGAGUGGGUAGUUGUUGGCCACGGCGUACACAACAGGACACGAGAAGGCAUACAGCUGCAGGAGCACGGAGGUCAGACUCAGGCCCUCUGCACUUCUUCGCCACAGUAUCUUGAACAGCUGUGGUAGCUGUGCUGCAGGGAGACGGCAGACAAGGAGGAGUGACGACAACUAACAGAGUUAGUUAGUGGGUUUGGUGGUUGUGUCCAGAUUAGCAAUCAAUAUGUAAACAAUGAGUGCAACAUUGCAAUGAUGGACACAAAACCUCUUACUAUCCAUAUAAAGUAGCAUUGGCUACUUCAUUGUACUGUGGAAAUGUCUGCACUUUUGCACAGAUGACAUGUACAGUUGUGUCCAAACAUAAUAGCAGUGUGUUUAAAAAAAGUGAGUAAAGCCCAAAAUCCGUAUAAUAGCUUUUAUUCCAAACCAAGAAAUGCAGAGGAAUUGUGGAAUGUAGUCCAAUCGUCCUGGGCUGGAAUACCUGUUCACAGGUGCCA
Anarrhichthys ocellatus (wolf-eel) is the source of this 3190-nucleotide messenger RNA. It is a transcript of the gene slc25a35, whose product is annotated as solute carrier family 25 member 35. NCBI's taxonomy places the organism in Eukaryota, Metazoa, Chordata, Actinopteri, Perciformes, Anarhichadidae. The record is from RefSeq and is a predicted model, not a curated record. Bases 194 to 1090 code for a protein of 298 amino acids. The transcript is spliced from 6 exons.